AAUAUAUACAACACAGUUUUUUUGAUACGUAUAAUAAUGAUCAAAUCAUUGAUUGACCCCAUCAUUUUCUGUUUACCAUUCUGCAGGUUAUGGUCAUGUUGCACCGCUGACGAUUAUAGGCAAACUAUUCUGUAUGUUCUACGCCCUACUUGGUAUUCCUCUCAUGCUUCUAGUCCUGACCAAUGUUGGCCGAGUGAUGGCGACUUCAGCCCGGCUUCUCUACAGAAUGUACACCAGUCGUCUCUGUAAGAGAGUUCGUUGUGGAAAGCGUAGCAAAACCAAAAAGAAAAAGAAGAGGAAAAAACAAGCCAAGAAAACUUUACAGCGAAAAGGUAUUUCUACACUGAGAAGCACCAAAUCAGCAAAGGGCGCCCCAAGCAAGAAGAAUGUCCGAAAGGGAUCCAAAAAAGGUCCAAAGAAGAGUUCUCAGCCGCCUCGUCAAACCAUCGUUAACAUGGACAAUCAGACCAAACUGACCAGCCAACGUCCUCUGUCCCUCAACAUGGAUAUAGUAUCCUCAAGUGAUCCUAGAUUACCACCCCCAUACGCAGAAUCGAAUGAGAUGGCUGAGAGACUAGCUGGAGGUAACGAUGAAGAGGAGGAUGUCUUUUCUGAUACACAGGGCUCUCGACGUAGUCUUGGCAGUUCACCACGUCAACAAUCCUUGAUCAAUCUUCCACGUCCUAUCAGUGAAGAGUUGGAACAAGGAUCGGUCGACGAUGUCCAGAGCGACGUCACGUCACUGUGCACUGCAUCAGAGAUGGAUAGGAGAUCGCCAUCGCUAGCAAAGAGCGAUAGUUACGGUUCCGCCAGCUCGCAGCCAUUCCCGACAACCAGUCGUGCAGAGUCAAGCGUAGAGCUGCAGGGUAGCGGGAAACAAAAUCGUUCGUCUUUCCCUCGACAACAGUCGUGUAUUGAAUUCCGUCAGUUCGAUAAAGGAAGCGAGGGGGAGGAGAGGAAAGAUGGAGAUGGGAGUGAAGGAGAUGCGAGCCGAACAUCUUCAGAACAGAAGAGUAUAUCAAGGCAAAGCUCAUCGGCGUCAAGGUAUAGUCCGUCAGCGUCACAAACCUACCCGCGAGCAGAGAAACGUAGGAAACGACGAGGGGACUAUGCUUAUAGUGAAGGCAGUGCCUCUAUUGAAAGGUCGACACUAGGAGUCAAUCAUAGACAUGGUAACACUUUUCCAAAGAGACGAAGAGCACGCAAAAAGACUCUAAUGAAACCACCCAGUCUUUAUUCAUUACAUCAUCAUAGGAAACUGAAGCUUAUAGACGCUACUCUUGCAAUACGUUUAGCUACUUAUGAUAAGAUCCUUGGUAGUAGUCGAGAGGACUUGGCCUUUGCUCUACCAGAGCUAUCAUGUGGGGAGAAUACCAAGCUCCUUAACGACAUCGCGAAUAAAGGUUUCGAUCCUCGGCCACCGCCUGCUCAACCAGAAUCUGAGCCGAUACGUGAAGGUGGUCGAAAGGGAAAGGGUAAACGGAAAAAGAAAGGUCGUCGAAGUGAUCCAAUCGAUGAGGAAUUAGGAACAAUCUAUGAAGGUAGUGAGUCUGACACAAGCGAAGGACGGGAUGCUAGGAAUCUUGAGAUAUCUGAUAUUCCUAUGUGGCCUGUUUUACUCCUUCUAUUCAGUUACAUAACCUCCGGUGCCAUUUUAUUCUCUAUGUUAGAAACCAACUGGGAUUUCUUCGACGCAUUCUAUUUCUGUUUCAUCACAUUAACUACAAUUGGCUUCGGUGAUUUAGUACCAGAUACUAAACUGUCUAGCUUAAUCGCGUGCUGUGUGUAUACAAUGAUUGGUAUGGCAGUGACAUCCAUGUGUAUUGCCCUCAUCAUGAAGAAGUUCAUUGUCAUUGUAAAAGGUUUUGGACGUAGAAUCGGCAUAAUUAAAGAUUGAUCAAAACAUUACGCUAUCUAUUAUUCUGAUGUACGGGAAGCGUAUGCGCGGGAACGGGAAGUGGGCACUGAUAGUUUAUUCACAGGUGAAUAUCAAUGGAUUUUGUUGUUAUAGAGUCCGUUUUAUAUUGCUUUUUUACUAAGCCACUCGAGAAUGUUUAUAGCCUUGAAUUAAAUCUUGAGUUCUGGUAAUGACGAAAACUAAAGUUUCAGAAGAACAAACUAAAUCCCUUUUUGUACGAAAUAAUGCUCACAUGGUGCAUCAAAGCUAGACGACACCUUGGCAGCCCCUGAUGCAGUCCCGGAUGCAGUCCAUAGGCAAAUAGAGACUUUUAGAUUUACA
Molecule: messenger RNA, 2239 nt
Organism: Strongylocentrotus purpuratus (purple sea urchin)
Lineage: Eukaryota; Metazoa; Echinodermata; Echinoidea; Camarodonta; Strongylocentrotidae
Exons: 2
Coding region: 134-1897 (587 amino acids)
Biological process (GO): stabilization of membrane potential; potassium ion transmembrane transport
Cellular component (GO): membrane
Molecular function (GO): potassium ion leak channel activity
Source: RefSeq, a predicted model, not a curated record